AUGUCAACAGAAAAACAACAUGUGAUUUUAGUUACAGGUGCCAAUAAAGGAAUUGGUUUUGAAGUUAUGAAAAAACUUCUCAAAUCAUUUUCAAAAGAGAAUAAAGAUCUUAUUCUUCUUGGUAGUCGAGAUUUAAAACGUGGUGAAGAUGCGUUUCAUUCAUUAAGUUCUCCAUCUAAUGUACAUGUUUUACAAUUGGAUACAUCAUCAAGUGAAAGUAUUGAUCGAGCAACUCAAAAGAUCAAAGAAAACUAA
Molecule: messenger RNA, 255 nt
Organism: Adineta ricciae
Lineage: Eukaryota; Metazoa; Rotifera; Eurotatoria; Adinetida; Adinetidae
Source: the annotation of a GenBank genome assembly